UUAAUCGCGUUUGACAGCACGAGACCGAGUCGGAAGAAGCAACUGUCACUGCCAUCUGCCACUGCAUGUAAAAAUGAGUCUAGCACAACGUUGAUCCCUACUUGAGCUCUAUUAACUUGCUUUUGCGCCUAGGCUCGGCGAGCCUCGGAAAUGGGCAAGACGGACAAAAAAGAGAAGAAGGACAAAAAGGAGCGCAGGGAUAAAAAGUCAAAGAAGGAGCGCAAGGAGAAGAAAAGCAGCAAGCGAUAUGAAAGCUCUUCCAGCUCGUCUUCUUCUGAGUCGGAGGGCGAGCAGCAUCGCCGCGUGGAUAAACUGGCCACCAAAGUGGCGGCCCACCUGCAGCGAACGGGCGCCAGCACGGGUGGUCCCACGUUUGUGUGGACUAAGAAGAUCGAGCGCGAGCUGGAGAGCGGCAAGACCGUGAGGGACAUCGCCAACGCACAGUCGCGCAUCUCGCAGGCGGAGCGCAUGGAGGAGAUUGAAAAGGUCCGCAAGCGGCAGGCGGAGCGCGAGGAGGAGAAGGCGCGCCGCGAGGAGGAGCUGUCUCUCAUCCAGCGGCUGCGCGCCGCCCAGGAGGCCAUGGAGAGCGAGGCCAAGGAGGAGGAGUUCUACCUCAACGCGCUCAAGAACAAGGCGGAGAAGCGGUUCGCAGAGGGCCGGCCCAGCUCCAUCGAUAAGAUCGCCAAGAACCUGCACGAGUCGCUGCACGGCGUGUACGGCUGCGACAUGACGGAGCCCUGGAGCUACUUCGAGGGGCUGCUGCUGGACGAGGCCACCGAGCUGCACCAGGGCAUAUGCGACUACCAGGAGUACGACAAGUACGACGACCUGCAUCAGAAGUUCUGGGCGGCGCUGCGGGUGGUGGCGGACGCCGAGCUGGAGGAGGCCAAGAAGAGGGAUGCGGCCGACCGCGCCGCACUGCGCCAGGGCCAGGGCGGUGCCGGCGGCAGUGGACGCGGGGGCGGUGGUGGCAGUGGCCGGGGAGGCGGCGGCGGCGCGGCGGCCAGCGCGGCUGCCGCUGCCGAGGAGGAGGCGGCUGGGCGCAGCAGCCUGCACAGUGACGUGGAGGUGCAGAUCGAGAACAUGCUGUCGGGCCAGACCUACCCGGCGCUGGUGGCCAUGGAGGGCGACGUGGAGCGGGCGCUGUCGGGCGGGCUGGGCGACCCGGAGUACUGGGAGGCGGUGCUCAAGAGGCUGCAGGUGCACAAGGCCAAGGCCCAGGUGCGGGAGCUGCUGGCGGCCUUCAUGCAGCGCCACAUCAGCGCAGAGAUCAUCAAGCGCGAGCAGGCGCGAGAGGAGCGCAAGCGGCAGGCGGAGGAGCGGCGGCAGCAGGCGCUGGCGGAGGGCCGCGACCCCGCGGAGUUGGACUUGGAGGAGAGCAGCAGCGAGGAGGAAGAGGAGGAGGAGCCGGAGCGGCCGGAGAAGCCGGAGCGGGGAGGCGCGGCAGGAGCAGCUGGAGGGGCGGCGGGCGAGGAGCGGAGACGCAAAGAGCCGGGCACGGGGCCCGCGACCGAGGAGGAAGCAGCGGCGGCGGGGCCGUCGCGGCCAGCCGGCGCCGACCAAAUGGAUACGGACGGCGGCGCCGGCACCAGCAAGGGCGAGGGAGCUGACGGGGACGCGGGCGGCGAGGGCGAGGGCGGGGACGCGGCGGCGGGCGGCGAGGAGGAAGCCUCGGAGGAGGAGGACGAGUUCUUUGAACCUGACGUGGAUGCUGACGGGCGGCACAGCCCGCCGCCGGUACGGCCCGCGGAGGUGGCGGGCAAGGACGUGGUGAACGAGGAAGACGACUUCAGGGCGCUGCAGCUGCUGCGGCAGCAGGUGAAGCUGCAGGCCGCCAACGCCUUCAAGGCCGCCGCAGCGCUGGCCAGUGUGCCCGGAGCCAACAACCAGUCGGCGGCGGAGCGGGCCUACCAGGCGCUGCUGGCGCGAGGCGGCGGCGCCACACACCCCAUGCUGCGGAACCUGGCGGCGGAGGAGGAGGCGGCAGCGGCGGGUGGCACUGGCUUUGCAGCCUUCCGCGGCGGCCAGUUCAAGUCGCAGGAGGAGGAGGAUGCGGCAGCCCUGGCGCUAUUCCGGACACAGGCGGAGAAGACCAUGGGGGCGGACGAGGGCGACCGGCAGUUCGGCGGCGAGGUGUCACUGGACAGCAAGGUGUACUGGUGGCACGAGAAGUACCGGCCGCGCAAACCCAAGUACUUCAACCGCGUGCACACCGGCUACGAGUGGAACAAGUACAACCAGACGCACUACGACUCGGACAACCCGCCGCCCAAGGUGGUGCAGGGCUACAAGUUCAACAUCAUGUACUUCGACCUCAUCGACAAAAGCAAGGCGCCAACGUACCGGCUGGCGCCCGACCCCGCCUCCCCGGACGGCUCCACCUGCCUGAUCAUUUUCAGCGCGGGGCCGCCGUACGAGGACAUUGCGUUCAGGAUCGUGAACAAGGAGUGGGAGUACAGCCACAAGCGCGGCUUCAAGUGCACCUACGACCGCGGCAUCCUGCACGUCUACUUCAACUUCCAGCGCACACGCUACAGGCGUUAGAUAGGUGCAGCAGCAGGCACAGUAGGAGCCUCGAGGGGCCGUGGUAGUAAUUGCGGCAUGCCUAGAUGGUAACAGGCAUGUCAAAAAGUCGUUUCGGGCUGCGGCUGUGGUGAGCCGUUUGCAGCGGCAUGACGCUCUGGGCAGGGUUGCCGUGUAGUGCCUUUGUAUGGGCUGCCUGUAGUCGACAGGUGUGCGGCUGCGCCGUGCCGCCCCGUGGCCCAGGAUUCCAUGCCAGCAGGAUUGUGAGCGUGGUCCCCGCUUUGCCGGGGCGGUCACCUCCCUGAUACGGGCCCCAACGCCAGCAGGUUGACUAUAAGCAAGGAUGUGAAAAGUGUUCCCCGGUCACGGGAAAAGGGGCU
This is a messenger RNA of Chlamydomonas reinhardtii, 2903 nucleotides long. RefSeq lists its product as uncharacterized. The transcript is spliced from 18 exons. Gene Ontology annotation, cellular component: cytoplasm; spliceosomal complex. Gene Ontology annotation, biological process: mRNA cis splicing, via spliceosome. Lineage: Eukaryota; Viridiplantae; Chlorophyta; Chlorophyceae; Chlamydomonadales; Chlamydomonadaceae. The record is from RefSeq and is a predicted model, not a curated record. Gene Ontology annotation, molecular function: protein binding. The coding region runs from base 151 to 2544 and encodes 797 amino acids.